AUGUUCUUGGCUCAUAUUGACAGGCUGACAGAGCUCGUCAACCGCGGAAGAGGCGAAAAACAGACCAGCUCCCAAAGGCUGCAGUGACGCUCACCACCAUUCAAAGGUCCCCUUCAGCAACACGGCAGCAUGGGAUCUCCUCGCUCAGCAGAUAUGAGCAGCACAUUUCGGGUCCUGUGGGCCCUCGUCUCCUUGGCCGCCCUGUCGGCGUCGGCUCCCCUUUCCCCGGGGGCCGUGGAGGACGCCAACCGCGAUGAUCCCGAGCUGGAGGCCUGCGCCGCCUUCGCCCUCCGGACCUUCAACCACUUCAACAAGGACCCACACCUCUAUGUCAUCACCAAGAUCACGUCUGCCAGAAAGGCUAACGUCGGUGGAGGCCGGUAUGACAUGUGUGUGGAGCUGAGGAAAACCCAGUGCAUGAAGCAGGACCAGGUGGCUAAGGACUCUUGCCAGGUGCUCUUGCCCCCUGAUGAUGAGGUGUUUCGGUGCCAGUUUGCGGUUCUCAGCGCUCCGUGGAGGAAUGAGCGAGCUUUGAUCCGCAACUCCUGCACCCCUGCAGCCAAAAGUGGACGUGAUUCACAGUGACGCAUAACGGUUGUCCUUACGGGCUACUAAGAGGAUUUGGAGGAAUAAGAGAAAUAUUUCAGUCCUUUGUUACUCCAAAAUGUAUCGGCGCAAAGCAUGGUGCUUUAUAAUAAAAGU
Messenger RNA from Scleropages formosus (Asian bonytongue), 702 nucleotides. Its product is annotated as cystatin-like. NCBI's taxonomy places the organism in Eukaryota, Metazoa, Chordata, Actinopteri, Osteoglossiformes, Osteoglossidae. The transcript is spliced from 4 exons. Gene Ontology annotation, molecular function: cysteine-type endopeptidase inhibitor activity. Gene Ontology annotation, cellular component: vesicle; cytoplasm. The record is from RefSeq and is a predicted model, not a curated record. The coding region runs from base 130 to 585 and encodes 151 amino acids.